Camelina sativa (false flax) is the source of this 555-nucleotide messenger RNA. RefSeq lists its product as uncharacterized. NCBI's taxonomy places the organism in Eukaryota, Viridiplantae, Streptophyta, Magnoliopsida, Brassicales, Brassicaceae. Gene Ontology annotation, biological process: DNA repair; telomere maintenance. The record is from RefSeq and is a predicted model, not a curated record. Gene Ontology annotation, molecular function: DNA helicase activity.
AUGCGGUCUAAUGGAAGCUCUUUGUCAACUAUUGUGAAUAUGCCUAAACGAGAUGAAUCUGUGAUGGAUAAUAAUGAGAAUAGGCUUCUCAUAGAGAGAAACUACAAACGUGAUGAACAAGGAGGUAUGUUUUUUGUUCAUGUAUUUGGUGGUACUGGAAAAACAUUCUUAUGGAGUAUUCUUGGUGCUGAUAUUCGUUCUAGGGGUGAUAUUGUUCUUAAUGUUGCGUCAAGUUGUAUAGCUGCUUUGCUUAUGGAAGGUGGUAGGACAACACAUUCUAGAUUUAGUAUACCCAUCCAUGUGAACGAAUAUACAACGUGUUCGAUAGAUGUCAAUUCUCACCUUGCUGAUUUAAUUAGAGAAGCAAGACUCAUUAUAUGGGAUGAGGCUCCAAUGAUGAACAAGUAUUGUUUCGAAACGUUGGAUAGGAGUUUGCGAGAUAUUAUGAGAAAAGGUAUGGGAUCGGGUUUUUGGAGGAAGGGUUUUGGUUUUGGGGGGGGUGAUUUUAGACAGAUUCUACCGGUUGUGCCAAAAGCUGGUAGAGUUGGUAAAUAG